This is a messenger RNA of Xiphophorus couchianus (Monterrey platyfish), 2285 nucleotides long. RefSeq names its product peptidase, mitochondrial processing subunit alpha (gene pmpca). The record is from RefSeq and is a predicted model, not a curated record. Gene Ontology annotation, molecular function: metal ion binding. NCBI's taxonomy places the organism in Eukaryota, Metazoa, Chordata, Actinopteri, Cyprinodontiformes, Poeciliidae. The transcript has 13 exons. Gene Ontology annotation, cellular component: mitochondrion. The coding region runs from base 25 to 1650 and encodes 541 amino acids.
AAACAGUUAAAAAAAAAGGGAGGCAUGUCUGCCCCGGAAGUGGUAGAGGAAAUUUCUAUUUUGAUCCGGGUUGAUUUCCGGUCAAAGACGAGCAGGAUGGCGACUCACAUGUCGAGGUGCAGGACUUGGUGUCGGCUUCAGAGGUUUGGAAUUGCAGCCUACAGAAAGUACAGCACAGGUGGAGGAUAUCCCAAUGUCUCCCUCUCUUCGCCGCUGCCUGGCAUCCCAAAGGCAGUGUUCGCAUCCGUGGACGGUCAGGAAAAAUACGAGACCAAGAUCACCACUCUAGAAAACGGCCUCAAAGUUGCUUCUCAAAACAAGUUUGGUCAAUUCUGCACGGUUGGAAUUUUAAUAAAUUCUGGAUCGAGACAUGAAGCAAAAUAUCCAAGUGGAAUUGGGCACUUCUUAGAAAAACUCGCCUUUUCUUCCACAGCUCAGUAUGGGAGUAAAGAUGAAAUCCUUCUCACACUGGAAAAACACGGGGGCAUUUGUGACUGCCAAACAUCGAGAGACACUACCAUGUACGCCGUAUCUGCAGAGGUCAAAGGUCUGGACACUGUGGUCAGUCUGCUAUCUGACGCCGUUCUUCAGCCUCGCCUGCUCGAAGAAGAGGUCGAGAUGAUCAAAAUGGCCGUUCGCUUUGAGUUGGAAGAUUUGAACAUGAGGCCGGACCCCGAGCCGCUGCUAACGGAGAUGAUCCACGCUGCUGCGUAUCGCGGGAACACCGUCGGCCUUCCUCGAUUCUGUCCUGCAGAGAAUGUGGACAAGAUAGACAAGGCGGUUCUUCACAGCUAUCUGCGUAACUACUACUGCCCGGAGCGCAUGGUGCUGGCCGGCGUGGGCAUCGAGCACGAGCAGCUAGUCGACUGCGCGCGAAAGCAUCUGCUGGACGUGAAGCCCGUGUGGGGAGCGAGUUUAGCCACCAAUGUGGAUCUCUCUGUAGCGCAGUACACAGGCGGCAUCGUAAAGAUGGAGAAGGACAUGUCUGACGUGAGUCUCGGUCCGACGCCGAUCCCAGAACUCACCCACAUCAUGAUCGGCUUGGAGAGCUGCUCCUUCCUGGAGGAGGAUUUCAUCCCGUUCGCUGUGUUGAACAUGAUGAUGGGAGGAGGCGGCUCCUUCUCAGCAGGAGGGCCUGGGAAAGGCAUGUUCACUCGUUUGUACCUGAACGUUCUCAACAGGCAUCACUGGAUGUACAACGCCACUUCCUACCAUCACAGCUACGAGGACAGUGGGCUGCUCUGCAUCCAUGCGAGCGCAGAUCCCAGACAGGUGCGGGAAAUGGUGGAAAUUAUAACCAGAGAGUUCAUCCAGAUGGGCGGCAGCGCAGGAGAGAUGGAGUUGGAGCGAGCCAAGACUCAGCUGAAGUCCAUGUUGAUGAUGAAUCUGGAGUCCCGGCCCGUUAUCUUUGAAGAUGUCGGGCGCCAGGUUCUGUCUACAGGAAAGAGAAAGCUGCCUCACGAGCUCUGUGACCUCAUAAGCAGCGUGACAGCCAGCGACAUAAAGAGAGUGACCACCAAGAUGCUGCGGAGUAAACCUGCAGUGGCGGCUCUGGGAGAUCUGACGGAGCUACCGACGUACGAACACAUCCAGGCGGCGCUGUCCAGCAAAGAUGGCCGCCUGCCUCGCAUCUACCGCCUCUUUCGAUAAGACGCCGCCGCUGCUGCGUAACCCUGACGGGACGAUUACUUUAUCGUUUCCUCUCAAACAGAACUCGGCACCGCUCAGUCUGGGAGAGGACCGAACGUUUUUAAAGAAACUCUUUCUGCUGCGCUCAGCUGGGGAAUCUGUAUUUAUUGUCCCGGAAGCCACAAAUUACCAGGAGUUUGGUUUUAAAGGGACGGUUUUUCCUCCAAAAAACAAAAUAAUUAUGUUGCUUGUUAGUUUAUGGAUAAUUCAGAAGACCCGGUUUCUAAAUUGCUACUGUAAAAAUUAUAAUGUUCUUGCCCAAGGUGGAAAUGAUACGUUCUGUUAAUGCUGCCUGAAAUAAUUAACUUCAGAUAUGCAGGUUUUGACUCCACAGGAUUAAAUACUUCCCUAGCUGAACGUCUUUAAAAGAAGCAAAUGUUCUUUCUGUACACUAGAUUAUGGACAGCUAUGACAUGCAUUUUAUCCCAGGAAAUUACAGUUGUUUGUAAUAAAGAUUUGGAGAAUGAGGUUGUAAGAUAAGAUGGACUUUAGACAAAAUUGGGUAGAUUUUAGUUAUUGUCCAGCGAACUAAUUCAAUAGAACCUCAGCUAAGAUGUUUCUGUAUUGGAGAUAAGUAAAGAUCUUAUCUAACUUCA